This is a messenger RNA of Spodoptera frugiperda (fall armyworm), 1187 nucleotides long. RefSeq names its product ubiquitin-conjugating enzyme E2 C (gene vih). The transcript is spliced from 2 exons. Bases 160 to 690 code for a protein of 176 amino acids. The record is from RefSeq and is a predicted model, not a curated record. Lineage: Eukaryota; Metazoa; Arthropoda; Insecta; Lepidoptera; Noctuidae.
GCUGAUUUCUACGUAGAUUGCCGCCAUUACGUAUCGCUGUCAAAUGUGUGUGAAGUAUCCAAUAAAAAUUGAGCUUUUUAAAAUUAAACAGGAAGUUGUCUUCGUCUAACAGAAAUUCGGUGGAAUUGGAGGCAUCUGAUUUUGUUUGCUCCACAUACUAUGGCUCAAAAUAUUAACCCACACUACGCAUCAUCGUCAAAUCCAGCGAAACAAAAUGAAGAUACGAUAAAACUAAAAGAUAAUCAUGCUGUGAGCAAACGACUGCAAAAGGAAUUAAUGGAGUUGAUGCGCUGCGCUGACAAAGGUAUAUCUGCGUUCCCAGAGAGUGAGAACCUGUUCAAAUGGAUCGGCACAAUAAAUGGGCCUCAGGAUACAGUGUAUGCGGGCCACAAGUACAAACUAUCAUUAGAGUUCCCAAACUCGUACCCGUACGCCCCACCCAUGGUGAAGUUCAUCACUCCCUGCUUUCACCCCAAUGUAGAUACCUGCGGUUUAAUAUGUUUAGAUAUCUUGAAGGACAAGUGGACGGCAUUGUAUGAUGUCCGCACCGUGCUGCUGUCCAUCCAGAGUCUCCUAGCCGAGCCAAACACGCACAGUCCGCUAAACCAACAAGCAUCAUACCUGUGGCCAAACCAACCAGCGUAUAAGAAAUAUGUAGAUGAAUUUUACAAUAAGCACAGAGACUCAUAGUGGACUUGUGUUCUGUUUGUCAUCAUUAAAGAAAUACAUAUUUUUGAUUUUGCGUUGUAUUUUGUGUUGUGAGUUGAAUGUUUGCAUGAUUGUAAAGAGAUUGUGCUGACGAGUUCUUUUACCAUUCAUCUUCUUAUGUGGAUUCUAUUUUCUUAUGGCUUGUUAUAAUUUCACAUUUUGACUAAACUUGGCUAUGUGUAGAUAGUAAAUUAUAGGUGUUAAUGACUGUGAUAGUAUUACCUGAAUGCAUAAUAUCAAAAUUAUAUUGUAAAACCUAUAUACUAGUUGUUAAGGUACAAUAUCUAAUGUAUGGAUUUAAUGUUUCACCAAGAACUUGCUGUUAAUUUCCACUGAAUCAGACUCUGAAUGUGUACAAGUUAUUGUGUUAGCCAGUUAAUGUUCCCAGUUGGUAGAACUCGUCAGCUCAAUAGCUCAGCUGAUGGAGUUGUGUCUGUAAAAUGAGAUCACUGACAAUUAUAAUUCUUUAGUGCAAUUGA